CCACUGUGGGUCAAGGUUUCUGUGGGCUCGAGUUGCACCGGCGCAGGCUUCCUCGUGGAAGGCCCGCAGGCGUCUCAGCUCGACUUGUUUUCCUCUGCACGUCCAAUGGCACGCGGGUCCGCGAUCCUGCUCGUCCUGGCCCUGGCGGCAGAGGCCGCAGAGGCAGUCACCACCGAGACGACCACCGCGAGUGCAUACAGCGAGUCGUGGGUCUGUGACCAGUGUUGCUGGAACUCAGAGGACGACGAGCCUUUCCCGCACAACCCAGACUACAUGGACUGCAUGUCGAUCUACGGCCACCGCGAGUGGAAGGACGGCCUGUGGAUCCCGGAAGGCGGCGAGUGCCCCACAUGUACGUCUUUUUGUGGUUGCAGGUGGUGCGGGGCAGAUGAGGGAUGCGUCUCAGAACAGAGAUCGACGGAUGCGAACAUCUAUUUCUCGGUACCUGCAUUUGUCGUGUUGUUCCGGGAGAGUCUCGAGGUUGUCUUGGUUUUGGUCAUCAUGCUGCAGUUCUUGAAGAAGAGCCAGGCAAACGGGACCAUCACGGAUGAGCAACACACAACGUUUCGGCGUGAAGUGUACGUUGGAGCCAGUAUUGGGUUCCUUGCGUGCGUUGCGAUGGGUGUGGGCAUACUUGCUCUGAUAUCUUUAGCCCUGAGGGACGUCAAAGGCGAGACACACCUAAUAUUGGAAGGAAUAUUGAUGUUGAUCACUUCGUGCAUCCUGAGCUUCAUGGCAGUGAACUUCUACAAGAUGAUGUAUGCCAAGGAAGCUCACGAAAGAAAGAUGACCAAGAUCAUGGAGCAGACAUUGGAAGCUAGCACCGCUGCACAGGACGAAGCUGGACGAACGAGCGCCUCCUUCGCCAAGAAACACACGUUCUUCAUGUUUGCAUUCAUGACUGGGCUGCGGGAAGGUCUGGAGUCGAUCCUCUUCCUAUCCGCUAUCGUGGUUGAUGCGAAGGACCUGUCUUCGCUCCCAAUUCCCAUCAUCAGUGCGAUCAUCCUGGCCAGGAUCGUGGGCUGGUGCUUCUUCACAGGGACACAGAGGAUGCCUGUGACUCUGUUCAUGAAGUUCUCUGCGGUACUCCUGCUGUUCAUUGCCGCCGGAUUCUUCUCCUCGGCCACGCACAAUUUCCAGGAGCUCGGCGUGUUCGGGACGUGGAUUCCGAGAGCGGAGCGCCCGUGGCAGAACUCGGGGGUUUUCGACGCCAGGGAGUGUUGCGACGACAUGGGGAACAAGUUCUGGGUGUUCAUGCGAGCCAUGUUCGGCUGGCAGGACCAGCCGACCCCCCUGGAGUUUUUCGCGUACGGCCUCUACUGGGUGCUCGCUCUCGUCCUAGGCGGCCUGCUGCUCCAGAGGGCGAAGAGGCAGCUCGAGAGGAUGAAGGAGUCCUGGCGCCAGGCCGACGAGCAGAAGGCCAGAGAUGCCGAGACAAACGGCGCAGCCCGGCAGAGCACAGCGCCGCCCCAGUAG
Molecule: messenger RNA, 1476 nt
Organism: Prorocentrum cordatum
Lineage: Eukaryota; Dinophyceae; Prorocentrales; Prorocentraceae
Source: the annotation of a GenBank genome assembly